Toxotes jaculatrix (banded archerfish) is the source of this 1817-nucleotide messenger RNA. Its product is annotated as leucine-rich repeat flightless-interacting protein 1. The record is from RefSeq and is a predicted model, not a curated record. The transcript has 6 exons. Lineage: Eukaryota; Metazoa; Chordata; Actinopteri; Toxotidae. The coding region runs from base 121 to 1143 and encodes 340 amino acids.
GCGUCGACUGUAAACUCAGUGCUGCUGCUGCGUAGGAAACAAACACCAAACACCACUUCACCCAGAGAGCUCGGAGGUGUCUCUUACAUAAACAAAGGCUUAAUAUAAAACAUUAAAAAAAUGCACUCAGCCACGCUGGACAGCAGUGGUUCUCCAAAGAAGCGGACGUUUUCUCGGGGACUGAGCGAGGACGAGUCUCUGCGCAGCAUUAUACAAGAGACUGAGAGUUCAUCCAGGCGUCUGGCACGGAGCGACAGCCGAGCAGGCACCCUGAAGAAGAGGAGCGACAGUCAGCAGUCUGACCAGGAUCUCUUCAUGGGCCUCCCAGAAAUGCUGGAGCUGCAGGCCAGCUAUGAUGAGGUGGUGCAGGAGCUGCGUGGGCUGGAGGUCGAGCGAGAGGCUCUGUUGUUCCAGGUGGAUGUCCUGCAGGACACGCUGGAGGGUGUGGAGGAGCUGCUGGCGGAGGCCCAGAGGGAAGCUGGCCAGGCUAGUUUGGAGUUGGAACGAGAGAGGGAGGCCAAGAGGAAGCUGGAGAGCAUGGUCUGCUCUCUAAUGCAAGAGGUGGAGCGAUUAAAAGAGGAAAGGAACAAACCAUCUGCUCUUGUGAGCACACAUGGAAGUGAAGACGAAGCAAUGACACGAGGACACCAAAUGAAAAACGAUGCCAACGAGCAGAGUCAAGCUGCCCACAGAGAAGACAAAGACUUGUCCCUGUGUGAACCUCACAGCGGGGAAAGCAGAGAUAGAGCAUCUGAGGAGGUGGGACAGGGUGAAGGGGCUGAGGAUCAAGGAAGAAACCUGAUGAAGCAGCGGAGGAUGGUCCAUAAGCCCCUGGGCUGCAUGCCCUCUCUUGCACUGGACAACCCGGUCUCUGAAGACGGGGUCCUCAGGAGGCCUUACGAAAACGGCAUUGAUGACGCACGAGAUCCUUCACCGGACAGGAACGACUCAGACAACAUAAGUGCCUAUGAGGAUGCAUCCGCCGAGACUCCAGAGCAGGAAAGGAUCUUUCUAGGUGCUGGAGACACUUUGGAGCUGCCUUAUGAUUCAGAGUGUAAAGAGAAAAGUCCAACUGCCAACUGUCAGGUCAACAACAGCGAGACCCAUGACCCCAAAAGCCCUGAUAGCUGCAUUGUGUCUUAACUGUUUUAUCUAUUACUGGGGAAGAGGACAAAGAUUCUUACUGAUCAUUCGCUCUUUGAUUUGCAGUUUACCUAAAUCUGAUCUUUAUGUUCUUAGAAAACUCUUGAGGAUCUCGACAACGCUCAGAGUUGCUGUAAUUAGAGCUCCAACAGUAAAUGAAUUGCUUUAAAAUGCCAAAAACGUGCUGGUUUCGGCCUCUUAAACGUGAGGAUUUGUUGCUUUACUUUGUGAGUUAUGAUAGUCGAAGAAAUAGCUUUGGGAUUUGGAGUACCGGUGGGACAAAAACAAGAAAUUUGAAGACAUCGCUUUUUGCUGUGAAAAAUUAUGAUGGUCAUUUUUAAUUAUCUUUGGCCAUUUUUAAAAAAAACAUUACCAGUCGAUUAUUCAAGAAAAUAAUCUGCAGAUAAAUUGAUAAUGAAAAUAGUCUUUCGUUGCAGCCCUAGCUGUAAUACACUGUAGUAGAAAUGUAAGAUUCAGUUUUUCGCAACUAAGCAACUCAGGAUCCAGGUGGUUUACUGCUUGGAAGUCCACAAAUGACUACUUAAUAUUAUUUGCCAAUUAUUUCUUUUUAAUGUCUUAACUUUUCUGUGUUUUAAAAAAAAAAAAAAUCUGUGGAUAGACAUGGAAAAUACUCCAUGUUGCUUUGAGUGUUUAUCUCUUUAGUAAUCUUUAAA